Molecule: messenger RNA, 666 nt
Organism: Penicillium soppii
Lineage: Eukaryota; Fungi; Ascomycota; Eurotiomycetes; Eurotiales; Aspergillaceae
Exons: 3
Coding region: 1-666 (221 amino acids)
Source: RefSeq, a predicted model, not a curated record
AUGGCAUCCGCUCAAGCUCAAUAUCAUCAGCCAACUAAAGAUAUCUCUUGGCAUAUACUGGUUGGAACAAUUGUCACCAUUGUCCCAGCUACUCUCUGUGUGAUAUUGCGAUUUAUUUCUCGCCACGUUUCAUGUGCUGGAUUAUGGUGGGAUGACUAUACCAUUGCGGCAGCUCUUGUAUUCAACUGGGCUAUGGCUGCUCUAAGAUGGGUUCAAAUUCCAUUGUACGACUCUGGCGUUCGAUCUCAUGAUAUCUCAUCUGAGAAAUUCCAAGGAUUUGAAAAGAGUUUCUUGGCCAUCCAAUUACUAUACUUUUGCAAUGCGGUUAUUACGAAGGCAUCGCUACUUCUUCUCUUUCAUCGUAUCUUUGGCGUUGUCAAAAGCUUCCGAUGGGCACUUUGGGGCUCUGGCUUCUUGGUAAUUGCCUACUUUAUCGCAUGCACAAUUACAGCAAUCGCCGGAUGCUCGCCAGUAUCCAAGUUCUGGGAUCCCAAAGAGCCAGGGCAUUGUAUUGAUGAAGUUGCCUUCUUCCGCUGGAAUGGAGUUGGAAAUAUGCUCCUAGAUUUCUUAAUACUUUGUCUGCCACUUCCGAUGGCCUGGCGGGUGAAGACAACGAUGCGACAAAAGUGGGUUCUGACUGGGAUCUUUUUGCUUGGUGGUUUGUGA